This is a messenger RNA of Coregonus clupeaformis (lake whitefish), 2012 nucleotides long. It is a transcript of the gene manea, whose product is annotated as mannosidase, endo-alpha. Gene Ontology annotation, molecular function: alpha-mannosidase activity. Bases 276 to 1628 code for a protein of 450 amino acids. The transcript has 5 exons. The record is from RefSeq and is a predicted model, not a curated record. NCBI's taxonomy places the organism in Eukaryota, Metazoa, Chordata, Actinopteri, Salmoniformes, Salmonidae. Gene Ontology annotation, cellular component: Golgi apparatus.
CCUGUGACCUACUGUCUAAUUCAGUGAAACCAACAUUUCAGUAUGCUUCGGACAAAAUAGAUAAUAGGCUAUGUAGCUAAUUCGGAUUUCUGCUGUCCUGUCCAGUCUAAAGUUCACAGCAGCAAUGUCCGGAGAGGACAACAGCAAGCAAAUGCAGCAAGAAUGAACCAACAUCCAGCAGCCAAUUUUCAUUGACAACAAUAAGCCCAAAAACCUCUAACGUUAACAGUUCUCACAAGAAUGGACAGUGGAUCACAACAAGCAUUAACUGAAGAAUGGCAAGGUUUAGACGAAAAUCUUGCUCCACAUUUAUUGGUUUGGUGUUGCUCGUAUUCAUAGUAACAGUUGUUUUAAAGUCCUUUACACCAGAAUAUUCUCCAUUUGGAAGACGCUUUGAUCUUGAAUUGUUGCCUAAUUUCAAGGGACCUGGAAAAAAUGACAUUCAAAUGCUUAGUAACAUUGACAGUGUCGUCACUGAAGCAGCACUGACCAAAACGAAUGACACACACUCCGAGAGGGUCAAGAACAUAGAGGCUGCCCUCAGGCAAUUCCCUGCUCCAAACUACAACAUUCAUGCCUUUUACUACACGUGGUAUGGCAACACACAGUUUGAUGGAAAGUACAUUCACUGGGACCACCCUCUUCUGCCACACUGGGAUUCAAAGGUGGCAGCAGGAUACCCAAGAGGGAGACACAGCCCACCAGAUGACAUUGGGGCCAACUUCUAUCCUGCUUUGGGAGCUUAUAGUUCCAGGGACCCCUCUGUUAUUGAAGCUCACAUGAAGCAACUGCGAGCAGCAGCUAUUGGUGUUCUUGCUGUUUCCUGGUAUCCACCUGGCAUGAAGGAUGAAAACGGUGAGCCAACAGAUGACAUUGUGCCUUUGAUACUGGAGUUGGCGCAUACAUAUCAUGUAAAGGUUGCUUUUCACAUUGAACCAUACAAAGGAAGAGAUGAAACAAGUAUGUUUAACAAUGUCAAGUACAUCAUAGAGAAAUAUGGUGAGCACCCUGCAUUCUACAGGCAUAGAACAAACACUGGCAAAUUUCUUCCUCUAUUCUACGUCUACGAUUCCUAUCUACUCAACUCAGAACAGUGGGCAAAACUCCUGAAACACACCGAAAGCAGUAGCAUUAGAGAUACUCCCUAUGAUGGCAUCUUCAUAGCCCUCCUUGUUGAAGAUAAACACAAGAGGGAUAUCGUCACGGCAGGUUUCGACGGAGUCUACACUUACUUUGCCACUAAUGGGUUUUCCUAUGGCUCCACUCACCGCAAUUGGGAGUCCAUUAAAACAUUCUGUGACGACAACAACCUGUUGUUCAUUCCGAGUGUGGGGCCAGGUUAUAUUGACACCAGUAUUAGGCCUUGGAAUUUCCAGAAUACACGCAACCGCAUUAACGGGAAGUACUAUGAAAUGGCCCUGAGUGCAGCCCUAGAAGCAAGUGCUGAUAUUAUAUCUAUAACGUCAUUUAAUGAAUGGCAUGAGGGAACCCAGAUUGAGAUGGCAAUUCCAAAAACAAGCCAGACUAUGUACCUAGACUACUUACCACACAAGCCUGUUGUCUAUUUAGAGAUAACUCGCAAAUGGGCAGCAAUAUUUAGCAAUGAAAGGAAGAGAUGGCCAGAAUGAUCCAAAAAAGUGCCUAACAUUAAAUCUGAUCAGAAAUUGACAUACACAAUAUAGAUUAUAGAAUUUGACAACAAUAGUGCAUGUGACAGAAACCUAUAUUCACUUUUGAUCCUGUGUGGUAACAAUAUGAAAGGGAAGCCUUGUAUUGUGUAUAGAAUUGUGUGGUAACUGUUUACUUAAAUUAUAUUUGGGCAGUUACAGGUAGGGGCUACCCAGAUUAAACCCCUUCCUGGACUAAAAAGCACUUUCAAUGGAGGGUCUGAAUUCUGUGCGACCCACCACAAUGUGACAGUUCCUACUUCAUUGCACUACUGUAUAUACUGUCUGCUUUUUUAUUCGUACCCAUCUACCAAUAGGCGUCCUUCUUUGUGAGGCAUUGGAAAA